Messenger RNA from Apaloderma vittatum (bar-tailed trogon), 972 nucleotides. It is a transcript of the gene SLC25A22, whose product is annotated as solute carrier family 25 (mitochondrial carrier: glutamate), member 22. NCBI's taxonomy places the organism in Eukaryota, Metazoa, Chordata, Aves, Trogoniformes, Trogonidae. The transcript has 9 exons. Bases 1 to 972 code for a protein of 323 amino acids. The record is from RefSeq and is a predicted model, not a curated record. Gene Ontology annotation, molecular function: L-aspartate transmembrane transporter activity; L-glutamate transmembrane transporter activity. Gene Ontology annotation, biological process: L-glutamate transmembrane transport; aspartate transmembrane transport; malate-aspartate shuttle.
AUGGCUGAUAAACAGAUCAGUCUGCCUGCCAAGCUGAUCAAUGGAGGGAUAGCUGGGCUCAUCGGGGUCACCUGCGUGUUUCCCAUUGACCUGGCAAAAACUCGCCUGCAGAACCAGCAGAAUGGCCAGCGGUUGUACACCAGCAUGUCUGACUGCCUCGUUAAAACAAUCCGGUCGGAGGGCUACUUCGGCAUGUACAGAGGGGCUGCAGUGAACUUGACUCUAGUGACACCAGAAAAGGCCAUCAAACUGGCAGCCAAUGACUUCUUCCGGCAUCACCUCUCCAAAGACGGGAAAAAGCUGACGUUGCUGAGGGAGAUGCUGGCGGGCUGCGGCGCGGGGACCUGCCAGGUGAUUGUCACCACUCCCAUGGAGAUGCUAAAAAUCCAGCUGCAGGACGCGGGGCGAAUUGCGGCGCAGAAGAAGCUGAUGGCAGCACAGGCCCAGCUCUCCUCUUCCUCGGCGCCCGGGGCGGCCGAGCCGGUGGUGGAACGCCGCACCACGGCGACGCAGAUCACCAGGGAGCUGCUGCGGAGCAAAGGCAUCGCGGGACUCUACAAGGGCCUGGGAGCCACGCUGCUGAGGGACGUCCCGUUCUCCAUCGUUUACUUCCCGCUCUUCGCCAACCUGAACAAGCUGGGCCAGAAGGACCCCAACGUCAAGGCUCCGUUCUACGUGUCCUUCCUCUCCGGGUGUGUGGCCGGCAGCACAGCCGCUGUGGCCGUCAACCCUUGCGAUGUGAUCAAAACGCGGCUGCAGUCCUUGCAGCGGGGAGUGAACGAGGACACCUACUCAGGAAUCCUGGACUGCACUAAGAAGAUCUGGCAGAAGGAAGGGCCCGCGGCCUUCCUGAAAGGGGCGUACUGCCGCGCCCUCGUCAUCGCCCCUCUCUUCGGCAUCGCACAAGUUGUCUACUUCAUCGGCAUCGCCGAGUUCCUGCUGGACAUGCUCCCCAAGCACCGGGGUGCCUAG